AUGCCUGGCGAAGUUAUUGACAGACCUAAUCCACAGCCUCUCCCAUCUCAUAUCCCUGAAGAUGUGGCCGAGAAACUUCUUGUCAAACUCGACAAGCCCAAGCUCGACGAGAAGACGAAUCAAGCUCUACAGAAGUUUCGACGCGCUGCUAACUACAUCGCUGCAGCCAUGAUCUUCCUGAAAGACAAUACACUAGUCCAAAGAGAUCUAUCGUUCGAAGACAUCAAGCCUCGUCUGCUCGGACAUUGGGGAACAUGCCCGGGCCUUACUCUGGUAUACUCACAUCUAAACUUUCUGAUCAAGAAACACGAUCUGGAUAUGCUCUAUGUUGUUGGCCCAGGGCAUGGUGCACCUUCAAUUCUAGCAAACUUGUGGCUUGAAGAUUCACUCUCGAAAUUCUACCCAGAAUGCUCCAGAGAUGCAAAAGGUCUGGCAACCCUCAUCAAAGGAUUCAGUGUAACAGGCGGAUUCCCCAGCCAUAUCAAUGCAGAAACUCCGGGUGCCAUUCAUGAGGGUGGAGAACUUGGUUACGCCUUGUCUGUAUCCUUCGGCGCAGUAAUGGACAAUCCAGAUCUCAUUGUGGCCUGCGUUGUUGGUGAUGGACCUACAGCCACCGCAUGGCACAGCUACAAAUACAUUGAUCCAGCCGAAUCUGGUGCAGUACUUCCCAUCGUCCACGUGAAUGGUUUCAAGAUUAGCGAGCGUACCAUCUACGGAUGCAUGGACGACAAGGAGAUGGCAACCCUGUUCACUGGAUACGGAUACCAGCCUAGAAUUGUCGACGACCUCGAAGACAUCGACGCUGAUCUGAACAACUCCAUGGAGUGGGCGAUUAGCGAGAUCAAGCGCAUUCAGCAGGCUGCUCGUAGUGGAAAGCCUAUCCUCAAACCACGCUGGCCAGUACUGAUAAUGCGAACCCCCAAGGGCUGGUCAGGUCCAAAGAAGGUCAAAGGAGAGUUCGUUGAGGGCUCUUUCAGAGCUCAUCAAGUACCUCUUGCAGCUGCAAAGUCAGACCCUGACGAACUAAAACAACUCCAAGAAUGGCUGACCUCCUACAAGCCUGAAGAGCUUUUCGAUUCAGAGGGACGUCCAUUGCCAGAAAUCCUCGACAUCAUUCCAGUCAAGGAGGAACGCCGACUUGGUCAAAAAGCAGAAUCAUACAAGGGCUACCAACCACUCAAGAAAAUUGACUGGCGACAACAUACUGUCAAGAAGGGGUCAUCGGAAUCUAGUAUGGCACGAGUAGGCCAUCUUCUUGAAUCUGUCGUCAAGGAUAACCCAAAGACUUUCCGAGUCUUCUCACCCGAUGAAUUCGAAUCGAACAAGCUCAGCAAAGUGUUCGACAGCACGAAUCGAAAUUUCCAAUGGGACGAGUUCAGUAAUGCCAGAGGUGGUCGUGUCAUCGAGACACUAUCAGAGCACCAAUGUCAAGGCUUUAUGCAAGGAUACACUCUUACAGGUCGAUCAGCUCUCUUCCCCUCCUACGAGUCCUUCCUAGGUAUCGUCCACACAAUGAUGGUCCAAUACGGCAAAUUCAUCAAAAUGGCCAGAGAGACAAAAUGGCACGGCGACAUUGGCUCAAUCAACUACCUCGAAACAUCCACCUGGACACGACAAGAACACAAUGGUUUCUCCCACCAAAACCCCUCCUUCAUCGGCGCCGUCCUAAACUUGAAACCAACCGCAGCCCGAGUCUACCUGCCACCCGACGCAAACUGCUUUGUAUCAACCAUGGCUCACUGCCUCCAAUCAAAGAACUACGUCAAUCUCAUGGUCGGCUCCAAACAACCCUCAGCUGUCUUCCUCUCCGCAGACGAAGCCGAAAACCACUGUCGCGCCGGCGCCAGUACCUGGCCCACCUACUCCACCGAAGGCGGCCUCGACCCGGACGUCGUUCUAGUCGGCAUCGGCGCCGAACUCACCUUCGAAGUCAUUGCGGCCGCCGCUCUGCUCCGAAGUAAAGCUCCAUCCCUCCGCGUCCGAGUGGUCAACGUAACAGACCUCAUGAUCCUCGAAGAACAAUCCGCACACCCGCACGGCCUAACCAAAGAAGCAUUUGAGUCACUCUUCACCGAAGACCGUCCCGUCCACUUCAACUACCACGGCUACGUAUCAGAGAUUCGCGGUCUCCUCUUCGGCCGACCGAAUCUCGGUCGUGUAACGAUCGAAUGCUACAGGGAAGAAGGCAGCACGACUACACCGUUCGAUAUGCUGCUGCGCAACCACGUCAGUCGGUAUCACGUGGCGGUGGCGGCGAUCAAGGGCGCGGCGAAGAGGAAUUCGCAGGUUCAGAUGAGGCUGCAUGAGUUGGUGAGUGAGUUUGAGGGGGAGAUUAAGAAGACACAGGAGUACAUUGCGAGGGAAAAGACGGACCCGGAAUAUUUGAAUGAUGUGGGGAAGUUGAAGGUUGAUACUUCUUCUAUGUCGGAGGGUUGA
This is a messenger RNA of Lithohypha guttulata, 2436 nucleotides long. RefSeq lists its product as uncharacterized. Gene Ontology annotation, biological process: carbohydrate metabolic process. The transcript is spliced from 2 exons. Gene Ontology annotation, molecular function: aldehyde-lyase activity. The record is from RefSeq and is a predicted model, not a curated record. NCBI's taxonomy places the organism in Eukaryota, Fungi, Ascomycota, Eurotiomycetes, Chaetothyriales, Trichomeriaceae. Bases 1 to 2436 code for a protein of 811 amino acids.